AUGAAUGCGCUUUCUCAGUUCCUGAAGGAGUUAGAUCCCUCUCAAAUUGAUGAAGCAGUGGAACUCUUACAGCGAAUAAAAGGGGGAAAAGAGCCGUCCAUAAGUGCCAGUUCUUAUAAUCUAUGUUCAAAAAGUGACGAUAGCCAAAUACUACAAGUACAAAGUGCUUCUGUUAAUAGUAACUUUAUAAAUAGUUCACAAGGAAAUUGUUUCUCAAAUUAUACAGGCAUUAAUGCUGAUGAAAUACCAUUGAUGUAUACUCGCUUUGCAAGAUCUUCAGAUAUUGAGCCCAUCGGAGGAUCAAACCAAGGAAAAGCUCAAAAAACAGUAAAGAAAACGACGAAUCGCAAAAAGUCUUUGAAUUUUGUUGGACAGUUGCACGGUAGGGCUCACACUACGAUUCCCUUCCAUCAAGAGGGACUUACAGAAGAAAACGUGCAGGAAAUAAAUCGAAAAGCUGUAUCAGUAAAAACAGUUACACCUGUAGUAGCUAUUCGUAAUCUUAACAGUUUCGGUUUUCUUUCUGGCACAGCUAAAGCAACUAGUGGGAACAGGAAUAGAAUGUUUCCUCUCUUUGUCCAGGACAAGCGUCAGACCCCUGAGGCACUACAAUUCUGGAAGCAUAGAAUACCGAACAACGAUAAAAUGGAACUAACCGAAAGUGCGAAAAACGACAUGGCAACUUCAUUCGGAGAUGAGGAAUUUUCUUUAUUGCAUCCUCCUAUGUGCUUAGGUAAUAUUGUGCUUGAUGUUAACCGUUCAUAUUCUUUCAAUGAUUUUGUGGAAAGUGAGCGGGAACAUUCUUAUACCGAUUUGAAAUCCAAUCCGCCUUUGACGUUGCAGACUAACACAAUUAAGAAUUGUAUGCACACCAGCGGGUCCUGUAGCAAGUGCCCGUGCCUAUUUCACAGUAGAGUUGCGGAGCCAUAUAAGGGCUUCAAUAGCGAAGUUAUUUUCUAUGGUUUUUUUGCUGUUGGUUAUGAUCCGUGCCAAGCACGUCCACCCUACUUUGGAACAUGUAACCACCUGCAAGGGGGGAGCCGUACUAAUGAAGAGUUGGAGCAAAUUGCACGCUUUCCAGUAGGAGAGCAAAUACCUCAGUUUUCUACUCUAGACUAUGAUUAUGAUUCUGGUGACGACUGGGAUGUUAUGGAUGGCGAAGAUAUUGGGGCGUCAAGUUCCAGCGAUUCCAACUCGAACGGUGACGAUGAGUCCUUUGAUAGUAGUGACUUAGACUUUAUUAAUGAUGAUGAUAUUGAUUCAGAUUGUGAGUUGUAUCGCCGAAUAAUAGAAGCACGCAAACGGCGUUUAAAUCGAUUGCGUGGAAAGGACAAACUUGUGCCUUUAUUCAGCGGACCCUUUGUUGCAAUUUCCGUAGAGGAGCAUCCCUUGCGAAGGUACGAUCGACUGGAGUUGAUGAUGCUACUUUCGGACAGUUAUUUGUCGUCAAUUUUGGAAUAUGAAUUACAAGUUCAGCACGACUACUUUGCAAAUACGACCAAUGAUAAUUCUGUUAAUACAAAUGUUGAUGAAACUAGGCAGCAAAAAUUGAUGAGGGCUGCGCUAAAAAAUCGGCGUGAAAUGACAGCUGAUGAGAUUAACGCUGUCCAUGAUUUAGUUAAUGUAAAUGGCAAGGUUUGUGCAAGAAUUAUUGUUGCAGCACUUCGCGAGCAGCAUAUGUGUGUAGGUGUGGCUAGAGCAGAGAUUGAGCGAACUGUCAAGCGCUUUUAUGAAAGAAAACGGGGCAUCUUAGUGCGCCGCAAUCAGCCAUGGCUUCCAACAGAUGAAAGAUUAUUUAGUAAAAGCACCAAGCAAAGGUUGGAGGUAAAAUUCACUGAAAAUUUCCAUUCCCCAGAUUUCCAAUCAAACGAUGAGGGCGAUGCAGUUGAUGAUGAUCUUGGAGCACUAGAGGACAACAUUGACGCUAGUGGAAGUGUGAAUUCACUAGACAAACCAAGCUCAGUGUUUCAAGUUAAUGAAGGAACUAAUCUUAACUUAUUUGCAUCCAAGGGGGAUCUUUCCACAAAAAAUAUAUCAGAAGUUCAAUAA
This is a messenger RNA of Phytomonas sp. EM1, 2049 nucleotides long. The record is from the annotation of a GenBank genome assembly. NCBI's taxonomy places the organism in Eukaryota, Euglenozoa, Kinetoplastea, Trypanosomatida, Trypanosomatidae.